AUGCUGCACACCGCUGCCCAGCUCCGAAUUUUGGCAGCCCGGAUUAAAAACCUGAAGCUGCACAACGAAGAUAUGCGGACGGUAUUUAGAUCAGAUGAAGAAGAGGAAGUUCAGGUAUCUGCUGAGCGUGACAGUACCUACAACAACCUGUGUCUCUGCAUCAAGACACAUCAGCAACUCGUAAGGUUCGUCCGUCACCUGGACCGCAUAAUGAGUCCCAUCGCAAUGAUGCAGCUGGGUCUUGGAGUUUUCAACGGGUGCAUGCUAAUAUUUCCGGCGGCAUAUAGCGCAGAGAGCGACGCCCUGGUGAAGUGCCUGGCAGCCGUGCCCACCAUCAGCACGCAGCUGCUGCUCUACUGCCUCGGGGCUCACAGCGUGCGGGAGCAGGGCGAGUCGGUGUCGCUGGCGGCGUACAGCUGCGGCUGGCCGGACGCCCCCGGCUGCUGCCGGCGACCGCUGCUGCUGGUGAUGCGGCGCGCGCAGCGCCCUCUAGCGCUGACCGCCGGCGGCAUCUACCCCAUACAGAGGGCCACCUUCCUCUCGGUGAGUGCCGCUAUCUACCUGCUCCUUAAUGUUAGCCAAAAGCUGUACAACUAA
Molecule: messenger RNA, 597 nt
Organism: Schistocerca americana (American grasshopper)
Lineage: Eukaryota; Metazoa; Arthropoda; Insecta; Orthoptera; Acrididae
Product: odorant receptor Or2-like
Exons: 4
Coding region: 1-597 (198 amino acids)
Biological process (GO): detection of chemical stimulus involved in sensory perception of smell; sensory perception of smell
Cellular component (GO): plasma membrane
Molecular function (GO): odorant binding; olfactory receptor activity
Source: RefSeq, a predicted model, not a curated record